This is a messenger RNA of Lachancea lanzarotensis, 2205 nucleotides long. RefSeq names its product LALA0S09e06392g1_1. Gene Ontology annotation, cellular component: membrane. Gene Ontology annotation, molecular function: sulfate transmembrane transporter activity. Gene Ontology annotation, biological process: transmembrane transport. NCBI's taxonomy places the organism in Eukaryota, Fungi, Ascomycota, Saccharomycetes, Saccharomycetales, Saccharomycetaceae. The coding region runs from base 1 to 2205 and encodes 734 amino acids. The record is from RefSeq and is a predicted model, not a curated record. The transcript has a single exon.
AUGAGAGAAGUCAACAAGCCUCUGCUUUCUAACCAUGCUAUGUCACGGGCCCGCACUUACGACUCAUCACUUUCAGAUGGUGCUUUGGGAUCUCAAUCCAGUCCAGGACCAGGGCCUGAGCUGGGUGCUCCAGAAGUGCAAAGUCCCCGGCCUUCGCGAUCAAGUAUAGAGAUCUUGAGCCCUUUAAAAGAAAGCUCAAGAACAACGGUGCAGAUGGAUUUUUCAGCAAGGCAACAACCACUUUCGCUCUGGGAUCGUGUGGCAUAUUACCUGCCCUGCUUUUCAUGGCUCCCGUCGUAUAAUUCGUCACAAAUGUUUAGAGACGUGCUGGCCGGUGCCUCAUUGGCCUCUUUCCAGAUACCAUUAGCUAUGUCAUACUCAACAUCCGUGGCACACGUUCCUCCAUCUUGUGGUCUCAACGCUCUGGCUAUUACUCCGUUCAUGUAUGCGAUCUUUGGAUCAGUUCCCCAGAUGAUUGUGGGUCCCGAGAGCGCUAUUUCUUUAGUGGUUGGGCAGGCAAUAGAGAAACUCUCCAAACAUGACCCAGGCAUCGGUGUCAUAAACCUGUGUAUCAUUCUCACUUUCAGCAGCGGUGCGAUUCUUUUCUUAUCAGGAAUAAUGAGGUUUGGGUUUUUGGAUGGUGUGUUAAGUAGAGCCCUUCUGCGAGGUUUCAUCAGCGCUGUGGGACUCGUAAUGGUUCUGAACUCUUUGAUUACUGAAUUAAAACUUAAAAAAGUGUAUGAAGAAGCUCCGGGCCAUUACCAUGCGCCCUACGAGAAAAUCAAAUUCCUUUUGAGGUACGCACCAGCCAACUAUCAUUAUCCUACAGCCAUUUUAAGCGCUGUGGCUUUCGGAAUUUUAAUGGUUCUGAAGCAGUUGAAGAAAAGGCUUUCGAAAAGGUAUAAGAAGGUCAUUUUCGUACCUGACAUUCUAUUAGUGGUGGCAAUUGUGACUAUAUUCUCAUACCUCCAUGAUUUCAAGCGAAGAUACGGCAUUGAAGUCGUAGGUGAUAUCAAUACCGACAACAGUGGGCGUCUAAGAAAUCCGUUGGCGAAGAAGAACUUGUCAUAUUAUAACGAUCUAUUUCAUGCAAGCUUUAUGGUCGCGUUACUUGGGUUUUUCGAAUCUACCACAGCGGCCAAGUCUUUAGGAACAGCAAAUGACCUGGCAGUAUCUUCAAAUCGCGAACUUGUCGCAUUGGGAAGCCUGAAUCUAGUUGGGUCUCUUUUCGGUGCACUGCCGGCUUUUGGAGGAUAUGGGCGUUCCAAGAUUAAUGCUUAUUCGGGUGCUGCGAGCGCUAUGUCAGGUGUUUUCAUGGGCGCUAUAACCUUAGUUACGUCCAAGUUUUUACUUGGUCUAAUUCAUUACAUCCCGAUGUGUAUCCUUUCCGUUAUCACUACAGUGGUUGGGAUCUCACUUUUUCAGGAGGCACCUGCUGACAUCCGGUUCCAUUAUACAUGCAAAGGCUAUAAUGAGCUCAUUACUUUUGCAAUUACCGUUUUGACGACUUUUUUCUACUCAGUAGAAGCUGGUAUCACUGUAGGAUGUGGGUACUCGGUGAUUCGAGCAAUAAAACAAUCGACUCGUUCUAGAAUCCAAAUUCUGGCACGAAUUUCUGGCACCAAUAGAUUUGUUAACGCAGAUGACUUUGGCGAUCCUGCUUACCGGGAAAGUCUCGGACUCAGCCAACUCGAAUACGUUGAAGGGUGUCUGAUUGUAAAAAUACCAGAACCUCUGAUAUUCACCAACACCGAAGAUUUGAAAACAAGGUUAACACGAUUGGAACACUAUGGGUCCGUAAAUACGCAUCCUGCAAGUCCACGCGUUCGUGACAAAGAGCAAACCAGGCACAUGAUUUUAGAUCUUAAUGGUAUGACGCAUCUCGACUCUUCUGCUGCUCAAAUCUUAUAUGAGAUUGUCACAAGCCUUAGGAAACGGGAGGUUAGGGUAUACUUAUCACGAGUCCCUAUGGCCAUUACUAUACGUGAUAGACUUCAUUCAGCAGGCAUCGUUGCAUUGGUAGAGACUACGUCUUCGACUGAAGGGCCUGUGCCUCCCAAUGCAUCAAAUCCCUCAUGGUGUUUUCAAAGCAUACAAGAUGCCUUACGGUCCGCCGAUGACAUAGACGAAUUUCAAGUGUCAGUAGAAUCGAGCGAAUGUCCCUCGCUGGAUGGAACAUUCGUUAAUUGUACUGCUAUUUAUUAA